CGUCAGCAACAAGAUACAAUCAAAAGAUACUUUGGAUAUUGAAGCGCGCGACGCACGUGCUACAGAUGACUCAGGUGCUUAAUCCAAAUCUCCAGGCACCGGAUAUCGUCUCCGUCUGGUGGCUACUUUGCUCGACGCGGCCGCAGUCGCUCGCUCCUGCUCAUUCUUCAAUUUGCCGCCUCCUGCGCAGCCACCUCCAACCGCUCUUCACUCUCUCUCCAACCUCAAGAUGCUGAGUCUCUACCCGUCGUCUGUUUUCGACGCCUACAGGAAGGAGAAGACCCGCUUCUCGGCUUCCAUCGAUGCCGUCGUGGAGCAGAUCCACGCUGCUUGCGACGGUGUCGGAACGGACGACAAGGCGCUCGUGCAGCUCAUCGGCCCGCUAUCGCCGAAUGACCGUGCUCUUGUGUCCCUUCGCUACAAGGAACUACACGGUCAGACGCUGCGUGAACUCGUCAAGAGCGAGACGUCGGGCAACUUCGGCUAUCUGCUGCAGCUCAUCAGCUUCCCUCUGCACCAGGCCGAAGCCUACAUUCUCUUCCACGCCAUGAAGGGCGCUGGUACCUCGGACCACCUGCUCUACUCGGUCCUCAUGGGCCGCAAUAACGAAGAGAUCGGCGUGCUCAAAAAGGCCUACUUCGAGAUGUACGACACGGAUCUCUCAGUCGCAAUUAGCGACGAGAUCAGUGGCGACUUCCUCGCUGUCAUUAUGAAGGCGCUCCAGGAACCUAUGGUUGAGUACAAGCCUUCGUUCCACACUAAGGAAAAGGCUGCUGAGGAUGCUGAGCUCAUCUACAAGGCCGGCGAGGGCAAGUGGGGCACCGACGAGAACGGAUUCAUCAAGGUGCUGCUGGCGAGCCCGCCCGAGCACCUGCGCAACAUUGACGCGGCGUACCAGGCCAAACACGAGCACGACUUGGUUUACGCCAUCCAGAGCGAGUUCAGCGGUAGCGACAGCGCCGCUCUUACCUUCUUCGGUACGUGUGAUAUUUUCUUUUGAACACUGAAGCAAGACUAAUAUUUGCAUUAUUUUUCUCUAUUGCAGUUCGCAUCAGCCUCAACGCGUGGUCGUUCCUCGCCGAGCACAUUGAAGGCACCAUGGCCGGCAUUGGCACGGACUCGACGGCUCUCAGCGCUGCCAUUGUGCGCUACCACUCGUACCUGGGCAACAUCAUGCCGGUCUACGAGAGGAAGUACAACAAGACGCUGCAAGACCGUAUCAAGGAAGAAGCUAGUGGCGAGUACCUGGAGCUGCUGCUGCAGCUGCUCGAGACUCCGCGCCCCAUCGGCAGCUUCGCGUAAAUGUCAAAAAGUCAAGAAUUGUUCAUGACAUGAAGUUUUUCGUUGUCGAACUUCAUGAAUUCACCCACAAAAAUCCAAUUCAAAAUUUUCUGAUAUACCACUUGUACUACUAUACCAACACCUGUGAUUUAUAAUACUAAUCAAAUCAAGCUCUUUAGCUAAGGAAA
Messenger RNA from Phytophthora nicotianae INRA-310, 1469 nucleotides. RefSeq lists its product as hypothetical. NCBI's taxonomy places the organism in Eukaryota, Oomycota, Peronosporomycetes, Peronosporales, Peronosporaceae. Gene Ontology annotation, cellular component: cytoplasm. The transcript has 2 exons. The record is from RefSeq and is a predicted model, not a curated record. Gene Ontology annotation, molecular function: calcium-dependent phospholipid binding; calcium ion binding. Bases 230 to 1000 code for a protein of 256 amino acids.